GGUGAUUUUUCCGCCUGCUUCGGUUGUGUUGGAUGUUUUGAUUCGAACUAGCUGAUACCCAGUACUCUAAUGCGUUGUUCCUUUAUGUUCUGAGUCGCUUUCUUUUCUAUCUCUGUUCAUUUGGUUUGAUUUCCCGAAACGGUUGAGAGUGUCUAUCUGGCCGAUAUGACUGAAGGAACUCUCGCCUCCGCGGUCGCACUUCCCGAUCAGGACUCGAUCCAGUCCCCAGAAGCAGGGCUUAAACGGAGACAAUCGUCCAUUACGGAGCCGGACUCGGAGCACAAACGACGUCGGCUGAGCUCCCAGACAGGAACGGAAACCCAUGAUUCUCAUCCCGGUGCCGAACGCAAACUAUCCUCCCCGAAUGUAUCAGAGCAGAGAUCGAGACGACCCGCCGCGGGACGGGAUGAGGAGCGCAAACGCGGACAGCGACUAUUCGGUGCUUUGUUGGGAACGCUUUCGCAGAGCUCGAAUUCGGCGGCCCAGAAGCGACGUGCGGAUAUUGAACGACGACAACAGGAUAAGCUGAAGUUGCAGGAUGAGGAGUAUGGCGAGUUGAAGAAGAAGAGGCGGGAGGAACGGGCGGUGAUUCGCAAGAAGGAACAGAGAGUCUACGAGGAGGAAUCGAUGCGCACGCGCCACUCGAAUCUUGUGGCAAUGGCUCAUUUCCUCAAGACGAGGACAGAGCCGGUAUUGUACUACAAGCCGUGGCAGCUAAGGUCGGAGGAGGAGGACAUAAUACAGGAUCAGAUCAGAGAUGCGGAGGCUACUGUCGCGCGAGAAGUUGAGGAGUUCGAGGCUCGCUAUGCAUCAUACGAGGAAAAGAAUCCCGAGGAGGAGAAGCAGGAAAUGCAGGAAGAGACGCAGGAACAAGCCGCGGUGUCCGAGUCAGAGGCCCUGGAGAACAAGAGUAUCGCUCAAGCCUCUUCGGUUACGCUGGGCGCUGAGACGACGGUCGACGGAGGCUCAGAGGAAGCUAAACCCGAGACUACGCCUGCUCACGAGAGCAAUGUAUCUAUGGAUCAUGACCGCUCCGAGGAUCUCCACCGACAUGAUGAUGAUGGCGGUGAGGUGGUGGAGGACCAGGAGGAUACGGUAAUUUAUUAGCAGCAGAAGCGAUAACUCUUGAAUCCACACAAUGGUUUCUGUUGUGUUGAGUAGCGAAUUGCAUAGCCG
This is a messenger RNA of Aspergillus ibericus CBS 121593, 1176 nucleotides long. Its product is annotated as pinin family protein. The record is from RefSeq and is a predicted model, not a curated record. NCBI's taxonomy places the organism in Eukaryota, Fungi, Ascomycota, Eurotiomycetes, Eurotiales, Aspergillaceae. The coding region runs from base 166 to 1107 and encodes 313 amino acids. The transcript is spliced from 4 exons. Gene Ontology annotation, cellular component: catalytic step 2 spliceosome.